Molecule: messenger RNA, 1093 nt
Organism: Serpula lacrymans var. lacrymans S7.9
Lineage: Eukaryota; Fungi; Basidiomycota; Agaricomycetes; Boletales; Serpulaceae
Exons: 4
Coding region: 172-1023 (283 amino acids)
Biological process (GO): positive regulation of transcription by RNA polymerase I; positive regulation of DNA-templated transcription, elongation
Cellular component (GO): CTDK-1 complex
Source: RefSeq, a predicted model, not a curated record
GUGGCAACCAUCUUAGUACCCGCGCUAACUUCCACGCUUACUUCUACAUGCAACAACUCGUUGUUUUCUCGUACUACAUGCAACUUUCGGACAUAACCUGAGCCGGACAAACGAGUAGUCAUUCAACUAGAAUAUCUCCCAAGUGCUUGUCGGUAGGUUUGAUUUACCGCCAUGGACCCCUUUGAGGUACGCAUGCACUUCCUCUCGCUCCUCAGAAAGCUCAACGCUUCGCAGCAAUCCAUCCAGAAAGUCGUUGGUUAUGCGCUAAAGUAUUUUUCGAGAUGUGGGGAAGACCUGUGGGACUGUAUUGUUGAAGAAUGUCAAAAAGGUUCCAUCAACAACCGCAUAAACAUUUUAUAUUUCUUGGACUCGCUCUGCGAGGCAUGCCUUCUGGCCAAAUCACAUCCCCACAACGAACUCUCUUCGUCCUCCACAUCAACUUUCAAACCAAAUGCUAACGAAAAUAAUUCAUUCUAUGUCGACUUUGUUUCGCGCGAUCUUGGUAAAAUCGUGGAACAUGUGGUUCCAGAAGGCAGACAUGGCCUGCCGAAUCUGACAAGUACAAAGCAGAUUCUCGAGAACUGGCGUAGCAAGCGUGUAAUUGAUCCACAAAAGAUAGACGACGUCAUGACAACACUCAAUGCACGUAAAUCCUCUCUCGACGCCGGAGAUCCCACCUCCACUUCCGCCUCUCCUGCUUCGUCACUAAGUCGUGGGGAGAUCUUCAAACGCAUAGAAGAGGAUCGUGAGCGACAUAAGCGCCUGCGUGAACGACGAUGGGUUCAGCCCGUCUCACACACCCCAUUUUCUCACACGCAGCAUCUGGCUGCGUUUCUUCCGCUAACGGAUGAUCAAGACGGUGCAGAGGAACUUACUCUAGAUAUCGAGUUCGAGAAUGAGUGGGACGCGACAAGUGAUUGGAAUGAGGAUGAUGUGGAAGCUGCUACAGAAGAGAGUGAAUUGUGUUUUUCGACGAGAGACACCGGGCAAGGCGAGGGAGAGGAACCAAUGGAUUUGUCAUAACAAUCACCCUUACCAUUGUUAUCAAAAUUGUGUCAUAUACAAUACUGCAUUGCUCUAGAUCGAAAACAUU